Orbicella faveolata is the source of this 547-nucleotide messenger RNA. Its product is annotated as protein transport protein Sec61 subunit beta-like. The record is from RefSeq and is a predicted model, not a curated record. Lineage: Eukaryota; Metazoa; Cnidaria; Anthozoa; Scleractinia; Merulinidae.
CACUCGUAUCGCAAUGACAGAUGGGAGACCCCUGACGUCACGCUUCUUCUUCCUCUUUGUGUGCUAAAAGACGAGUCAUCACAAUGGUUCAAUCAGCUUCUUCCACGAGCGUCGGAGGCGGUAGAUCGGGCUCAAAAUCUGUUACCCCUCGUUCGUCUGGCGGUUCACAAGUGAAGCAAAGGAAAGGUGGCAGCACUACACCAGCAGCAAGAUCUCGCACAGCAGCCAGUAGCAGUGGAAUGUGGAGAUUUUACACUGAAGAUUCACCAGGACUCAAAGUGGGUCCAGUACCUGUGUUGGUGAUGAGUUUGUUGUUCAUUGCUUCAGUCUUCAUGCUUCACAUAUGGGGAAAAUACACACGAGGAUAAACAACAAGCAAUUCAAUUUAGCUUGUAAAUUCCAUUCUUGGACAUUACAAGACCCUUAUGUCCAAAUACUGCUAAAACAGACUGUGAUACAAACUAUGUUUGCUAUUUUUCACAAAAUAUAAUAAUUAUUGUUAACUAACUGCUUCUAGAAACCUUAUUAAAGUAUAAAAAUUUAUUCA